AUGGGGUUGUGCCUCGUUCAAGUCCCAUGCCUUCGUAGAGCUGCCUCGAUCGAGGAGGAAUAUGAGGCCGCAGGUGGUGAAGUUUUGCUUGAUAAUGAGGACAAUGAUGGUUGGCUGGCAACUCAUGGAAAACCUAAAGAUAAAAAGCAUGAUGAGGAAGAUGAGUUGCCCUCGAUGGAGACACUAGAAAUCAGCAAGAAGAAUACAAUUCAAUCAAUCCCAUCUUAUUUUGGAGGGGAGGCGGAAGAGGAUAUCCCGGAUAUGGCAGAAUUUGAUGAAGCAGACAACCUUGUUGAGAAUGAUCCUGCAACACUUCAGACUACAUAUCUUGUCGCCCAUGAGCCUGAUGAUGACAACAUUCUAAGAACCAGAACAUAUGAUGUUAGCAUCACGUAUGACAAAUAUUACCAAACUCCUCGGGUCUGGCUCACUGGAUAUGAUGAGUCGAGGAUGCUUUUGAAACCAGAACACGUUCUUGAAGAUGUCAGCCAAGACCACGCACGCAAGACGGUGACUAUUGAAGACCAUCCACACUUGCCCGGAAAACAUGCUUCUGUACAUCCGUGCCGCCAUGGGGCUGUAAUGAAGAAAAUUAUUGAUGUUUUAAUGUCAAGAGGAGUUGAGCCUGAAGUUGACAAGUACCUCUUCUUGUUCUUGAAAUUUGUGGCUUCUGUGAUCCCGACCAUAGAAUAUGAUUACACGAUGGACUUCGAUAUUGGUAGCUCUAGCUGCUGA
Molecule: messenger RNA, 735 nt
Organism: Striga hermonthica
Lineage: Eukaryota; Viridiplantae; Streptophyta; Magnoliopsida; Lamiales; Orobanchaceae
Source: the annotation of a GenBank genome assembly